CAAAAAUUCCAAUCAGUCAGUUACGGCGGAUCAACUGCGGCGUUAACACAUAUCCGGAGGUAGCGACUGACCGGUGUGGUGCCUUUUGAAAAAAAAUAUCUUCUCACUUUCCUUGGAUUAAGGAAUCGAAGAGUGGGGAUAAUAUCCGUGCAGAAAAUUGAAAAGUGCCAAAUAGUGUUGCGACAGAAAAAAAAACUGGUGAAUUGUAAUAUUCCGAUUACUGGAAUACUAAUUGUAACAGAGUGCUUCUUCUGUGAUAACUUUUGUGUUUCCUAUAAGUCGUACUUAUAGAAGGGAACCGGAAACAGUGAGUGAUCAUAAUGUCCGCUACAGUAGCACCAGCGGAUCAAAUGACGGCAAAUGCCAACAUUGCUUCGCCGAUGAACGUGUUCUACUUUCUGCUGGUUCCGGCCCUUCUCCUGUGGUUUAUUUAUUGGCGAUUAUCCCGACGACGCAUGCUGGAGCUAGCGGAGAAAAUCCCUGGCCCACCUGGAUUACCUCUCGUCGGAAAUGCACUUGAGCUGAUCGGAAGCUCACACUCCGUGUUUCGAAACGUGAUCGAGAAAGGAAAGGACUUCAAUCAGGUCAUCAAAAUUUGGAUUGGACCUAAGCUGAUAGUCUUUCUGGUGGAUCCACGCGACGUUGAGCUGCUGCUCAGCAGUCAUGUGUACAUUGACAAAUCCCCCGAGUAUCGUUUCUUCAAACCAUGGCUGGGAAAUGGACUGCUCAUCAGUACAGGACACAAAUGGCGUCAACACCGUAAGCUGAUCGCACCCACCUUCCACCUGAAUGUGUUGAAAAGCUUCAUCGACUUAUUCAACGAAAACUCUCGGCUGGUGGUGGACAAAAUGCGCAAGGAGGCCGGAAAGACCUUCGACUGUCACGAUUACAUGAGCGAAUGCACUGUGGAAAUCCUGCUAGAAACUGCCAUGGGUGUUUCAAAAAAGACCCAGGAUCAAUCUGGCUUCGACUAUGCGAUGGCCGUGAUGAAGAUGUGCGAUAUCUUACAUCUGCGCCACCGAAAAAUGUGGCUCUACCCAGAUAUGUUCUUCAACAUGACUCAGUACGCUAAGCGCCAGGUAAAACUUCUGGACACCAUCCACAGCUUAACGCGCAAAGUGAUCCGCAACAAGAAAGCUGCAUUCGAAACGGGAACGCGAGGUACAUUGGCAACAACCUCUAUCAAAACAGCUGAAUACGAGAAACCAAAAGUGAACACCAACAGCAGUACGGUUGAGGGGCUUUCAUUCGGACAAUCUGCGAACCUGAAGGAUGAUUUGGACGUGGAAGAGAACGACGUCGGGGAGAAGAAACGCCUGGCUUUCCUCGAUCUUCUAUUGGAAAGCGCAGAGAAUGGCGCUCUAAUUUCGGACGAAGAAAUCAAAAAUCAGGUAGAUACUAUCAUGUUCGAGGGUCACGACACUACCGCCGCAGGCAGCAGUUUCUUCCUGUCCAUGAUGGGUAUACAUCAGCAUAUUCAAGAUAAGGUUAUUCAGGAGCUGGACGAUAUUUUCGGUGACUCAGACAGACCAGCAACAUUCCAAGACACCCUGGAAAUGAAGUAUCUCGAACGGUGUUUGAUGGAAACCCUGCGCAUGUAUCCUCCAGUACCGAUAAUCGCCAGAUCACUUAAACAAGACCUUAAACUUGCAUCCAAUGAUUUGAUUGUGCCUGCUGGAGCAACGAUCACAGUGGCGACAUACAAACUGCAUCGGUUAGAAUCGAUCUACCCAAAUCCUGAUGUUUUCGAUCCGGAUAAUUUCCUACCGGAACGACAAGCCAACCGACAUUAUUAUGCAUUCGUACCGUUUUCUGCCGGUCCGAGAAGUUGUGUUGGUCGUAAAUAUGCUAUGCUGAAGCUGAAGAUAAUCCUCUCAACGAUACUACGCAAUUUCCGUGUUAUAUCCGACCUUAAGGAAAAAGACUUCAAAUUACAGGCCGACAUAAUUUUGAAACGGGAAGAAGGAUUCCAGGUUCGUCUUGAGCCGCGUACACGAAAACCGAAAGCUACGCAAGCCUAAGCGAGAUAAAGUUGUGUAGCUUAAAAUCGACACUUAAGAAUCAGGAUCUCUCCUGGAAAAAAACCAUAGUGACUAAAGUAUCUCGGGCAUACCAAUUCUGAAAAAAAUAUUAUUAUUCUUGUUAUUAGUAUGUUUAACAAAUACAUUAGAAUUUGAUACGAACGGGGUAUAGAAGUAUCGCAUUAGGUUAGGAUGUUCUGUAAAGCAUGAAUGUGUGUGAUUUAAUAAAUAAAAAAGAUGGUGAAGAGCUCGUUCUUUUAAGAUUAUGUUGUGUUAGUAUAAUAUAUCUUAUCAUAUACAAAGGGUUAUUAAAAUAAACGAAACAAGAA
Molecule: messenger RNA, 2350 nt
Organism: Toxorhynchites rutilus septentrionalis
Lineage: Eukaryota; Metazoa; Arthropoda; Insecta; Diptera; Culicidae
Gene: Cyp4g15
Product: cytochrome P450 4g15
Exons: 5
Coding region: 321-2021 (566 amino acids)
Molecular function (GO): oxidoreductase activity, acting on paired donors, with incorporation or reduction of molecular oxygen; monooxygenase activity; heme binding
Source: RefSeq, a predicted model, not a curated record